AUGUUGCAUUGACGGUCCGAUCCAAGUCCGUAAAUCCUCGGGAAGAUUGCUUGUACGGCAGGCACGAUCGAGCAAGAACGGUGGCGAAAUGGCAGCGGAUCACGUCGGGGAAAACGUCACCGGCAGCGACGGCGACCAGCGUUCCAAGGUGAACGGCCAGGAUCUAGAGCAGCAUCCUCGUGGUGACCAGGAACCAGCCGCCGAUCAUGUCAGCAGGGGCCUAGCCGUCGGACAUUUCAUCCGCGAGUUGAUGGUGGAGGGGAUGGCGUCGUUCCUGCUGGUGUUCUGGUCCGGCGUGGCGGCGCUGAUGCAAGAGAUGCACGGCACGCUGUCGUUCCCCAUGGUGUGCCUCGUCGUCGCGCUCACCGUCGGCUUCGUCCUCUGCUGGCUCGGCCCCGCGCACUUCAACCCCGCCGUCACCGCCACCUUCGCCGCCUUCGGCUACCUGUCCUGGGCCAAGCUGCCGUUCUACGUGAUGGUCCAGCUGGCCGGCUCCGUGCUGGCCUGCCUGUCGGUGAACGGCGUCAUGCGGCCGCGGGAGGAGCACUUCUACGGGACGGCGCCCAUGCCCGGCCACACCAGGCUGCCGUUCCUGCUCGAGCUCCUCGCCUCCGCCGUGCUCAUGAUCGUCAUCGCCACCGCCGCCAGAGGCUCCAAUCCGACGGCGGGAGGGCUGGCCAUCGGCGCUGCCGUCGGCACGCUGGGCCUCAUCAUCGGGCCGGUGUCAGGGGGGUCGAUGAACCCGAUCAGGACGCUAGGCCCAGCUAUCGUGCUCGGCAGGUACACCUCCGUCUGGAUCUACCUCGUCGCGCCCGUCGCCGGCAUGCUGCUCGGCGCGCUCUGCAACCGCGCCGUCAGGAGCUCCGACGCCGUCCUAGACUUCCUAUGCGGUGGCAGGGCUAGAGCGGUGGCGCGCAAGACCGGCAGGAGGGCGCCGGCGCUCAUGGGGCACGCCGUUGGAGCUGUUGCGUCGCAGCAGCUGUAGGCUUCUAGCCCCCCGCCCGUCGUGGCCGUGAUGGCUUUGGCUCCCCUCCCCUCGCUCGUUGUAACAGCGGCGAGAAAACUUCAAAACGAUCGAAAUGCAAGUGUACAAUAUAUUCCCUACAUUUUAAAUACGUUUCAAAUUGUAAGUUAUUUUAAUUUUUAAGGAUAUUCACUAUAUAUCUAGGUGCAUAAUGAAAACUAUGCAUAGAGGCGUAGUCAGGAUUUGAAUAGGAUCAGGAUGCCAAAGAAGGCAUUGAAUUGUUUGUCCGCGUGUAGAUGGUUAGAUAUAUAGAAAUAGAUUGGGUACUGUACAGUAUAAUGCAAUUGUGUUGCUAUAUACACAACAAUAUUUAGUUA
This is a messenger RNA of Setaria italica (foxtail millet), 1341 nucleotides long. RefSeq names its product aquaporin NIP4-1. Bases 89 to 985 code for a protein of 298 amino acids. The record is from RefSeq and is a predicted model, not a curated record. Lineage: Eukaryota; Viridiplantae; Streptophyta; Magnoliopsida; Poales; Poaceae. Gene Ontology annotation, molecular function: channel activity. The transcript has 5 exons. Gene Ontology annotation, cellular component: membrane. Gene Ontology annotation, biological process: transmembrane transport.